AAGCAGUACCAGCGGUAUGCAGCAGAGGAGGGCCUACUCCAGAUGGGAGGAGUGUUGUGUCCAGCCCUUGGCUGUGGAGGAGGCCUGAUACCUGAGGACGACAGAAGGAUGAUCCUGUGUCUGCUCAGCAACGGUUUGGGAUGCAUGGUGAGACACGCAUGCAUGCAUAUAUAUAUACACACACGCGUGAGCAUUUACAUGCACACACACACACACACACACACACACACACACACACACACACACACACACACACACACGCAACCACACAACACAUGAAAAGACACACACACACUCACAAUGUAUUUACAAAACAAUUUAAAUAAACAUGUAGAGCUCUCCCUCUCUGAAUGUUCUUCUACUAUUGUUCACUGCCCUUAAUUUAGAUUGGGUACCCUGACCCUUGACCCCUCCCUAUCUCUUCUCGGAUUGGUGUUUCCAUCAGCAACGCCCCUCCCUGCCCUCCAUCACGCAAAUGCAAUCAUAAUACAAUUAAGAUGUAAUUAUGACACAAUUUGCAUGAUGUUCUCUAAUUAGCCAGUCGAUUAAAGAUUAGGAUGUAGUUCACCAUUCAUUAGUGCUGACUGAUUGCAUGUUUGCAAACAUCAACACACGUCAUUACAGGGCUCUCUCUCUCUCUCUCACACACUUUUUCUUUCUCUGUCUCUCUCUCUCUGUCUCUGGCUCCACUAAUGGAAACAGCAGCCUAGCUUAGGAAACAAGAUUCAUUUAUUGGAGCCACAGGAGUCUCCUUGCCUUUAAAGAGAUAUCUGUCUCUCAAGACUGCUGUUUUUAAAAGUGAGAAAGAGAUCUAGAGAGAAAGAGUUUGUGUGUGUGCGCCUGUGUUUGUCGCUGUGUGUGUGUAUGAACGCGCGCGUGCAUUCCAGUCCAUCCAGAGGUCUGGGGGAAGCAGAUAAACCCUUUAUAGGUGUCAGGCUGCUACUAUAAGAGGGGGGUCCUAUCACUUUAACACUCUCCGAGAUGCAGUUCUCUUUCAGGGGGGUUGAUGUGCUCAAGGCCGUGGGAUAUUGGUGAGCUGGCUUCUCUUACAGACUCCACAUACAGUAUCAGUCAAAAGUUUGGACACACCGACUCAUUCCAGGGUUUUUCUUUAUUUUUUACUAUUUUCUACAUUGUAGAAUAAUAUUUACAUUUACAUUUUAGUCAUUUAGCAGACGCUCUUAUCCAGAGCGACUACAAAUUGGUGCAUUCACCCUAUAGCCAGUGGGAUAACCACUUUACAAUUAUACUUUUUUUUUUUUGGGGGGGGGGGGGGGGGGGGGGGGGGGGGGGGGGGGUAGAAGGAUUACUUUAUCCUAUCCCAGGUGUUCCUUAAAGAGGUGGGGUUUCAAAUGUCUCCGGAAGGUGGUGAGUGACUCCGCUGUCCUGGCGUCGUGAGGGAGCUUGUUCCACCAUUGGGGUGCCAGAGCAGUGAACAGCUUUGACUGGGCUGAGCGGGAACUAUGCUUCCGCAGAGGAAGGGGAGCCAGCAGGCCAGAGGUGGAUGAACGCAAUGCCCUCGCCUGGGUGUAGGGACUGAUCAGAGCCUGAAGGUACGGAGGUGCCGUUCCCCUCACUGCUCCAUAGGCAAGCACCAUGGUCUUGUAACGGAUGCGAGCUUCACCUGGAAGCCAGUGGAGUGUGCGGAGGAGGGGGGUGACGUGAGAGAACUUGGGAAGGUUGAACACCAGACGGGCUGCGGCAUUCUGGAUGAGUUGUAGGGGUUUAAUGGCACAGGCAGGGAGCCCAGCCAACAGCGAGUUGCAGUAAUCCAGACGGAAUAAUAGUGAAGACAUCCAUCCAAACUAUGAAAUAACACAUAUGGAAUCAUGUAGUAACCAAAAAAGUGUUAAACUAAUUAUAUUUUAGAUUCUUCAAAGUAGCCACCCUUUGCCUUGAUGACUGCUUUGCACACUCUUGGCCUUCUCUCAACCAGCUUCAUGAGGUAGUCACCUGGAAUACAUUUCAAUUAACAGGUGUGCCUUGUUAAAAGUUAAUUUGUGGAAUUUCUUUCCUUAAUGCGUUUGAGCCAAUCAGUUGUGUUGUGACAAGGUAGGGAUGGUACAGUGCCUUGCAAAAGUAUUCAUAAUGCUGUGUCUGUGGUUGUGUGUAUAAACUGUAUAAUGUGUACCUGCUUCUCUCUCUCUCUCUCUCUCUCUCUCUCUUCUUAUAUCUUUCUCUCAUUUAAAGACUUAAAGACAUGAAAUACUGUAUUGCCAAAGCAGAAAUUAAUAAAUAGUUGGAUAACUAAUGAAGUAACUACUGAAUCUCUCUCUGAGUGUAUCAGUAGAAGCAGUACCAGCGGUAUGCAGCAGAGGAGGGCCUACUCCAGAUGGGAGGAGUGUUGUGUCCAGCCCUUGGCUGUGGAGGAGGCCUGAUACCUGAGGACGACAGAAGGAUGAUCCUGUGUCUGCUCAGCAACGGUUUGGGAUGCAUGGUGAGACACGCAUGCAUGCACAUAUAUACACACACACACACACACAACUUCAAAGUGGUAGGCAUGUUGUGUAAAUCAAAUGAUACAAACCCCCAAAAAAAUCCAUUUUAAUUCCAGGUUGUAAGGCAACAAAAUAGGAAAAAUGCCAAGGGGGGUGAAUACUUUCGCAAGCCACUGUAUACAGAAGAUAGCCCUAUUUGGUAAAAGACCAAGUCCAUAUUAUGGCAAGAACAGCUCAAAUAAGCAAAGAGAAACAACAGUCCAUUACUUUAAGACAUGAAGGUCAGUCAAUACAGAAACUUUCAAGAACUUUGAAAGUUUCUUCAAGUGCAGUCGCAAAAACCAUCAAGCGCUAUGAUGAAACUGGCUCUCAUGAGGACCGCUACAGAAAGGAAGACCCAGAGUUACCUCUGCUGCAGAGGAUAAGUUCAUUAGAGUUACCAGCCUCAGAAUUUGCAGCCCAAAUAAAUGCUUCACAGAGUUCAAAUAACAGACACAUCUCAACAUCAACUGUUCAGAGGAGACUGCGUGAAUCAGGCCUUCAUGGUCGAAUUGCUGUAAAGAAACCACUACUAAAGGACACCAAUAAGAAGAAGAGACUUUCUUGGGCCAAGAAACACGAGCAAUGGACAUUAGACCGGUGGAAAUCUGUCCUUUGGUCUGAUGAGUCCAAAUGUGAGAUUUUUGGUUCCAACUGCCGUGUCUUUGUGAGACGCAGAGUAGGUGAAUGGAUGAUCUCCGCAUGUGUAGUUCCCACCGUGAAGCAUGGACGAGGAGGUGUGAUGGUGUGGGGGUGCUUUGCUGGUGACACUGUCUGUGAUUUAUUUAGAAUUCAAGGCACACUUAACCAGCAUGGCUACCACAGCAUUCUGUAGCGAUACACCAUCCCAUCUGGUUUGCGCUUAGUGGGACUAUCAUUUGUUUUUCAACAGGACAAUGAUCCAAAAAUACACCUCCAGGCUGUGUAAGGGCUAUUUGACCAAGGAGAGUGAUGGAGUGCUGCAUCAGAUGACCUGGCCUCCACAAUCACCCAACCUCAACCCAAUUGAGAUUGUUUGGGAUGAAUUGGACCGCAGCGUGAAGGAAAAGCAGCCAACAAGUGCUCAGCAUAUGUGGGAACUCCUUCAAGACUGUUGGAAAAACAUUCCUCAUGAAGCUGGUUGAGAGAAUGCCAAGAGUGUGCAAAGCUGUCAUCAAGACAAAGGGUGGCUACUUUGAAGAAUCUAAAAUUUGAUUUGUUAAACACUUUUUUGGUUAGUACAUGAUUCCAUAUGUGUUAUUUCAUAGUUUUGAUGUCUUCACUAUUAUUCUACAAUGUAGAAAAUAGUAAAAAUAAAGAAAACUCUUGAAUGUGUAGGUGUGUCCAAACUUUUGACUGGAACUGUACAUAAAUCAAUACUGCCCCCGUCCCUGUCUUUUUUAUGUCCUCCCUGGUAGUGUUUGUGAGCUUUAGGAGCCACCUGCUGCAGCUCUGGCAGGAUGUACAACUCAGAUAGGCCCUGGCGGACCCGGCUGCUGCCGUAGGCUCAAAUAGACUCUGUGGUCAGGAGAGGCGACCUGUAAACAUGCAAUAGGACUGGUUAUCUCUCUGGACCAUGCAGGUCCUCGACUCGUCCACCAGCCGGCUCUCGGUUGCAAUUAGAGGGGGAUGAGAUUAUACAGGCCCCAGCACAGAAUCUGAACUCAGUCAGUGGAGGGGUUUAGGGGUGGAUAGGGAGAACUGCAGGGUGUGUGUAGGUGUUCAUAUACUGUGUGUCUGUGUGUGUGUGUGUGUGUCUGUUCGUGUUAGAGAGAUAAUCAUGCAAUAUUCCCUUGAGACUUUUGUGUGUCUGUGUAAUUUUUGUUAGCCGAUGUACAGCAAGAGAGUGUUUUUAUGUCUUGUGUCUUGAGUGACGUGAUUGUGUGAGAGUCAGAGGCUUUCUUCUUAUGAGAGAGAGUGAUGAAGAGGGAGAUGGAGAGAAAGUAAUGGUGUCAGGGAUGACUUUGGCACUUCAUCAGUAAGCUGUAAACCUUCACAUGUGCCACAUGCUUCUGUACUGAGACAGACUCUGCAGUGUCCUGAACCUACACUACAAAACUAUGUCAGUCAGUCAGGUGUGUGUGUGUGUGGGUGGCUGAGUGGGUGGCUGAGUGGGUGGCUGAGUGGGUGGGUGGGUGUUCCAAUCACCAAAGGCUAAACACCCAGCUGGCCAAUGGGCUGGUGUGUGAGGGCCUGUUAGUGUGACCAUGUAUUUGUUUGUGUCAGUGUAUGUUUGUCCUCUGAGGGUGCUGUCUGGGGUACUGUGAUCCGUUGUGUUGCUCAGUGGAGGGAGGCGAGGGGAAAUGGGUUUAUCAGCCACCGGAGCCCUGCUACACCCACUCAUGUGUCUUCCACACUCCAUUGGGCAGCUCUGUCUCUGUACCAUCCAUGCAACCCACCCACUGGCCAGCCCUCAACCCCUCAACCCAACCCUCAAAUCUCACCCCCACCCCCCACCCAACCCAACUUAGCUAGACAAAAGACUUAGUCUUUUUUUGCUGACCAAGUGACCUGAUCAGGAAGAACAGAACCCUGGUCAUAGGCUUUUGUAGAUAGGCUCUAGCCGUCAAACAGUUUUCAAUUUGAGUUUGUUAUAGUGAUAUGACGCUUCUGCUGAAUUGAGACUAAAGGCAAGCUACUGUGAAUGUUGCAGUAAAGCAUUAAAAAGUCAGGUCACUGUGCUACAGUUUAGUAUAGUGUUGAGUCCUGCACAUCGCUGUGUGUCUCAGACAAGAUUUUUGCGAAGACGCCACGGGCGUUUGAUGAAGCGACUGUUCAGAAUUUUCUGCCGAAGAUGGUGAUGGAGGCUCAUUGAGGGAAGACUGGGAAAGAACGUCAGAAGCGCUCCUCUUCUCCCCUCGUCUCAUCACAGGCGGCACCAUGCAGGAGUUUGGAAACAAAGAGGUGUCUGUCACCCAGACCCUGAGAGGAGAUCUGCUAUCUGCCACACUUAAAAACAGCAGAUAAUAUAAGGAAAAAACAACAACAAGCCCCUUCGAUGAAGUGCAAAAUCACUGUUGCACUCCAAAAGAUGCAGUCUAGCUAAAAAUACAAAGCAUCUUCUAGACUUUCACAUACAGGUUGGGUUGCUGCUAGUGGGGGAGCAUAGAGAGAUAGCACCACCCAGUGUCUAGCUUAGGAACUUGUAUACAACCUGUGAGAGAAAAUGCAGCCGGUCAUUAGAUGCCUUGAAACCAGGGGUGCAUCUCAAUAGUCAAAGAUGGCUUCCUCUCCACGACUCGUUUCCCUCAUCUGCAGUGAUGUGAUGGGACUAGAACGAUGAAAGCAAAUUCAUGGCUGACAUCCAUUGGAAAGGAAAGGGAGCCACUAUAGACUAUUAAGAUGGAUCCCAGUUCAGGUUUUCAGUGUGACUAAAUGGAUAAUGUUAUUCAGGCAACGUGUUGUGUGUCUCCUUGAGUUUGUGUUCUGCUGUGACUGUAAGGAGGGGUUCCAUGAGGGGAGAUGUUGUGUGAGGUCAGCACCUGUCACAGGAGGAGCUGUGCAGGUAACUGAGCCAAUCAGCUAUGUGCUGCUCACUGAUGCAUUGUCUCUGCUGCCCCCCUACUGUCGACAUAACCAGCAUUAGUAUCUCAACACUGAAGAGGGAACGCUCUGAAACACACUUGUAAUGGCUUGUAACAGUUCAUAAUUCAGAGUUGUGAGUAAAUAUGAAUUUAGAGAUAUUUUAUGCAUUAUGUAUGACUUGAGUUUUAAAACAUGCCACAAGAUGGCAAUCCUAAAUCAAGCACCAUUUUGCACACCAUUCAUUGUAUUCACUCAAGAAAUACUCCCUGUCUCUCUCCACCCCCACCCCCGGUCUCGCCUCUCUUUAUUCUCUCCCUUGCCCCCCCUCCCAGGGUUAUGUAGUGGACGAUGAGGCAGCUCUUCAGGCUCAGUGGGAGCAUUUCCCCCUGGAGACUAUAGAUGAGACCACCCGCCCAUGUCCACAUUGCAAGGUCCCAGUGGAGAAGAGUGGUAAGGCACUCUGUUUCUCCAUCCCUCCAUCUCUCUCCAUCCAUUCUCUGAUCCUUAUUCCAAUAUAUACACAUUAUGUUCUAUAGCUACGUUUUUAUUUUGCCCUUAACACUACCCUCUGCAGUGGGAACAAAACUGUAUAAUAGAUUUCUCCUUCUUGCCUGUCUGUAAUGUUGUGUUUCUAUACUGUGUUCCCAGGGGGCUGUAUGCACAUGGUGUGCCCCCCUGCCCAGUGUAAGUUUGAGUGGUGCUGGAUCUGUCUUGUGGAGUGGAACAGGGAGUGUAUGGGCAACCACUGGUUUGGCUGA
Coregonus sp. 'balchen' is the source of this 6739-nucleotide messenger RNA. The record is from the annotation of a GenBank genome assembly. NCBI's taxonomy places the organism in Eukaryota, Metazoa, Chordata, Actinopteri, Salmoniformes, Salmonidae.